Molecule: messenger RNA, 294 nt
Organism: Bacidia gigantensis
Lineage: Eukaryota; Fungi; Ascomycota; Lecanoromycetes; Lecanorales; Ramalinaceae
Exons: 2
Coding region: 1-294 (97 amino acids)
Source: RefSeq, a predicted model, not a curated record
AUGCCCGACAACGUCGCCAACGACCCGAUGAAAACCUUCGAAAUCAUCCUCCGCAUGCAUGUCAGAUCGGAUAACGUCGCCGUCCACCGCUCUCUUCAUCUCCUCGAAGUGAAUACAGACCACCGCACAUUCCAAGACCUCAUAGACCUCGCUGCGGAGAGUAAACAUGAAGAAGCUUUCGAGAAGAUGAAGCCAUAUAUUUCCAACGAGAAAAAGGAUCCGGAGUCCAAGUGGCAGAAGGCAAAUCAAGGCGGCGGGAAAAAAAGCAAGGAAGGAGUGACAGAAGAUUCGUAG